Polistes canadensis is the source of this 432-nucleotide messenger RNA. RefSeq lists its product as uncharacterized. The record is from RefSeq and is a predicted model, not a curated record. The transcript has a single exon. The annotation marks the transcript as partial. Lineage: Eukaryota; Metazoa; Arthropoda; Insecta; Hymenoptera; Vespidae.
AUGAUAGCUGCGGGGAUCAUUCCCCUAUAUCAUCUUUCGCCCCGACUGGCAGAAGUGUAUGCAACCCUUGGUGACGCGGAGGGACCUGUCCCUCCGAGCAUUAAGGUGGCGCUGGACGCUGAGGCUAGGAGGAUGGCGAUUGCUGCAUGGAAGGAAGAGGAGAUAAGCCUAAUAGGAGUAACAGGGGAAACAAGGGCGCAGGUGAGGGCGGCUAUUGCUGGCAGGUUGGAUGAGUGGGUUGAGAGGCCGUACUCUAUGGGUACGACCUUUCACACCACUCAGCUGAUGACUGGACCUGUCUGCUUCUCUGCGUACCUUUUUAAAAUAAGAAAAGCGGCAUCUCUGCAGUGCUUUCACUACAAAGCGAAUGUAGAUGAUGCAGAUUACACCCUGGUUGACUGCCCUGCGUGGAUGAAUGAGCGGGACAAUCUU